AUGUCAGCCACAACCUUUACGGUCCGAAAUGAACAUCCCGCACAUCGCGUUCAAACGCGACGGAUUUCGACGACAAACUUGGCUGUCCGAGAGCAGGAGAAAAAUCGCGUCCAAACGCGGCGAAUGUCGAUAGCGUCCGGUGCGGCCCGAGAGCGGCAGGAAAAUCUCGGACAUCGUCUUCGAGAGCAGCAGGACCACCUCGGACAGCGCGUCCAAACGCGAAGAAUGUCGACCGCAUUAUGCACAAUCCGAGAGCAGCAGGAACAUCCCGGACGGUCAUCGGUGGGCAAGCUGCAGUCACAGGAACACCCAGGACAAAACAUCCAAACUCAAGCAAAUCGCGUCCAAACGCGGCAGUUGUCGAUCGCACGCUCUGCGGUCCGUCAGCAGCAGGGUCAACGUGUCCAAACGCGGCGGAUGUCAAUCACACCAUCUGCGGUUCUCGAGCAAUUGGAACAUUCCGGACACUCUGCGGUCCACAAGCAGCAACCGCAAAUUUCCGCUUGUGAACAUAAAAAGCGGACAAACUUUGCCAUAUAUGUCAUCGUUUGGGUAGGGUACAUAAUUUUAAAAUUCAAAACACUGAAUAAUCAUCUAACAAAUGAAUAAAACAAAAAAAUGUUAACAAUUGA
This is a messenger RNA of Aedes aegypti (yellow fever mosquito), 632 nucleotides long. RefSeq lists its product as uncharacterized. The transcript has 3 exons. The record is from RefSeq and is a predicted model, not a curated record. NCBI's taxonomy places the organism in Eukaryota, Metazoa, Arthropoda, Insecta, Diptera, Culicidae. Bases 1 to 609 code for a protein of 202 amino acids.